GUUCCUGUCGGGUAGAUGUACGGUCUACAAGCUGUUCGGCCUCUGCAUGGUGCUGCUGCUCGUCUCUCUGCUCUGGCUGCAGCUCAGCUGUUCAGGUGACUUGUCGGCCCCCGUGCACGAGGACAAACGACCCCCCCAGCACAUGCAGCCUCCGCCCUGCCCCGCUGACAGUCAGGCAUCUGCGGCCGACGACCCCUCCUGGGGUCCUCACAAACUGGCGCUCAUCAUCCCCUUCAGAGAGCGCUUCGAGGAGCUGCUGGUGUUUGUUCCCUUCAUGCACACUUUCCUCAACAAGAAGAAGAUCCGCCACAAGAUCUUCAUCGUCAACCAGAUGGAUCACUACAGGUUUAACAGAGCGUCUCUGAUAAAUGUCGGUUACCUGGAGAGCGGUAAUGACACGGACUACCUGGCGAUGCACGAUGUUGACCUGUUGCCUUUGAAUGAAGCUUUAGACUACGGUUUUCCCGAGGACGGACCGUUCCACGUGGCCUCCCCUGAGCUGCACCCGCUUUACCACUACAAGACCUACGUGGGAGGAAUCCUGCUGCUCACCAAGAAACAUUACAAAAUGUGUAACGGGAUGUCCAACAGGUUCUGGGGUUGGGGCAGAGAGGACGACGAGUUCUACAGAAGACUGAGGAAAGCUGAGCUACAGCUGUUUAGGCCGAGUGGAAUCACGACCGGAUAUAAAACCUUCCUCCAUAUCCACGACUCGGCCUGGAGGAAGAGAGACCAGAAGAGAGUCUCAGCUCAGAAACAGGAGCAGUUUAAGGUGGAUCCAGAGGGGGGGCUGAGUAACCUCCGUUACUCGGUGGAGUCCCGGCAGGAGCUGAGCAUCAGCGGCGCUCCCUGCACCGUCAUCAACACCAAACUGGAGUGUGACCAGGAUAAGACGCCGUGGUGUCUGCUGUCGUAGAGGGAAACCAAACGCGUCGUUACACCGCUCCGCCUAAAGGAUUUAAUGUUUAAACUCUGCUCCUCUCUGGAUGUUGCGGCAGCACUGACUGACCUGCAGCACGUGGCUGCCCUGACAGGAGGAAAUAAUGGUACAAACAGAACCUAACCCAGGAUUUAACACUGAAGAAUUCACUCCUUCACUGAGCAGAAACAGACAAAAACUGAAUGCUUCCUUACUUUGAUUUGAGGAACUUCUCAACAACACACCUGCAGUAGAACAGGACAGUGAGGAUCUUAAAGAGAAUUAAAACCUCCUGAUGAUCCUUGAUGUUAAGAACCAGAACUUUAAAUUGCGUCAACGUAAAGUCGGAGACCUGGCAGGCGGACCACUUUGUGUGUCAAACCUCAGAGAAGUGGACGCAUGGAGAGAAACUGUUGCACCUAAACUGGAUUUAAACAGACGGGCAUGGACAGACCGGAGCUGUUUUGGUUUCAGUACCUGCUGACAUGGUGUGGAUGCAAAUGUUUUUUUUUUUAACUCUGGGAUCGUGCAAACAGAGCAGAGGUGAGCUGGACGGCUACAAACGGAGCAUAACACCUGACAUCACCGACCGCCAAAACACGCAUCGCAACACUGAAACCGUAGAGUUCAUUUCAGCUUCUGUAUCAUGUAGUCGGAAAGAGUCAUUAAGUGUUUCAGCAGAAACCAUCACAAGCAUCAGAUAAUGUUUUUAAUUCCCUUCUGAAGAGAAAAUCCUCUUAUCUACAGGGUGUUUGCUUCAUAUAUAACCCUCUAACAGACACACUUUGAAUUCACCAAAGAAGAUACACACUCACAGAAGUUACUUUUUGGGUCUGUUUGCCUUUAUUGGAUAGAACAGCUGAAGAGAGACAGGUAAUGGUGGGAGGAGAGAGUAGGGGGGCGGCAUGCAGCAAAGGGGUGAGGUUGGAUUCCAACUGCUAGCCUAUCGACGUUCCCUAAAAACCUUUUUUUUUAUAAUUGCGACUUCUGUGUCUCAUGAAUCCAACUCACUAGGGGUGUUCAAAACUAUAGAUACACUUGAUUAUUGUGUUGGUAUUUUUUCUGAUACCUCCUCCAUUCUCAGAAACACUGUAUUGAUUUUUUUUUUAGUUCAUCGUAGUGUUGUCAAAAUAUUUUAAACCUUUGAUAAUAAAUCAGACGAUAUCUGUACCCGCUUCAAUACCUCAACAACUAAAAUUACAAAAUUAUAAAAGUUACACUCGUGUUGCUAACCAGCGGAUAAUAUAGAAAACGUUCUCUCGCUUUCUGUCGCAGCAGCUUUUGAAGAUCUGUCACUUUUUAAAGCUUUGGUACUUUACCACACUUCAUCAUUUCAAUGAGAGUGUAUUGUUUAAAAACACGCGCUAACAAAAAGGUAUGAAAGUGUUUAAAAUGUUGACAACCUUAGCUCCUAGUUUAAAUUCUAUUUAUCUUUUUUUUUUUAUCAUUUUGUUGCAGUGAUCUCUUUUUUAAAAACAUCACAACAAAUGUUUUUGAUCUGGAAUUCUUGAUUAUAAGAAACAAAACCCUCUAGGUUUAUUUUCUGUGGUGAAUUUAAAGCAUUCCUUUUACCCUUUAAAGUAAACUGAGCCAAACCAGGCUGAACUAUACCAAGACUAAGAUACCCCGUUGUCUUUUAGCUGCAUAAAUUCAGCCUGUAUUUGAAGCCUGACACAGAAUGCUGCUGAAGAGAAACAAUGCAGUAACAGAACAGAUUUGUUUCACUGCGAUCGAUUCAGUUCAUUGUUGUUUGUUUUUUUUAAUCUACCUUUUAGUUUAAGAAGGAACCAAAGAAUCCUGCAGAACAUCCACGAGAGUUCAGCGAUAUUGGAAUCAUGCUUUACCUCUUCAUGGUUUAGUGAAUGCCUUUAAGAAAACUGUGAAUAAUGAUCAUGUUUUUAUGUGCCAAAAACAAAAACCCUGCGGAUGGAGGAUUUAGUGUCGGUUCUGGAGCUUUUGGAUGUAAGACGUGAUUUUCCUCUGCAUAAGAGUUUAAACUCUUUAAAGACGAGAACUCAUGGAAGACAAUAAUUCUUAGCAUUUGAAGGAAUGUGGACAAACCAAAUCUACUGAGGACGAUGAUAACAUAUGAUCAGAAGUUGCUGCACAGAAGUGAACCAUUUGGAAGAUAUCUUUAAUAAUUUUCUAAUUUAUCAAGUCUUCAAAAACAACUUUGGCUAUGCAGAAUCUCCAAACAGUUCCAAAACCUAAAGGUGUUCCCUUCUCUUAUUUUAGAAGAUUUUACUGCUUGUUAAAACAAUUGCAGAUCAUUUUCUGUCAGUUUACCAAUCCGGUUUUAUCGUUAUUAGUCAGCAUCAGAUUUCUUUGGUUCGUUCUCAGUCUGGGUUUUAAUCUGGAGCACCCUUCAACAAGACGUAACAACAUGGAACAUAAACAUCCUUCCACAUGUCACUUCUGUCUGCGAGGACUUCUUGUUGUUCAUUUGAAGUGAAGUUAACAGAUCACAGUCAUCCAAAUGGAUCCAGCUCUAACGGUUUCCUUUAAUAAUAAUGAGAGCGAUGAUUUCAUGACCUCAGACCCAGAGAGGAACCUGGUGGGGGAAGUAUUUAUUUUACUGAAAUAUUUGUGUAAUGUAUUUUUAUUUUAUUUUACUCCAGUGUGUUGUACUCAUUUCAUAAAAAGAACGAGUUGUGACUGAAUGUCGGACCAUCAUUAAGAGGGAUUUAAGAGAUAAAACCAAAAACAGCAGGGUUUGAAUGCCUUAUAGUUUCAUGUGGAAAGUCAGAAAAUGAACCUUUAAAAUGAAAUCCAAGGUUUAGAAAUGUGUCUCUGAAAGUUUGAUUGAAAGUGAAGUGUUAUUUAAAGUCAUUUCUUCCUCUUCAGGAAAAUGCAUGUGGUGUGACACAAAGUUUGAAGUCAGCACAAGGAGAGCAAAACAUUUUUACCUCGCUGGGUUAAAAAAAAAACCUCUUCUUAAAUUUGAGCUUGAAAAAAAAACCUCUUCUUAAAUUUGAGCUUGAAAUGCAUCAUUUAAUUGAGAAUCCACGGCUGCAGACAGAGUGCGGGGCUUCUCCUUCCCUUGUUUUAGUCUUACAGUUUAGGACUUAUGGACACAUGAGGUUAAAAAGCAUCCAUCCAUUCACCUGAGAAAUAUGUUUUUCUGUUUAUUGAGAAGCAAAAAAGGAUCUCACCCUUUUUCAUCAAACUGUGCAAAAUGUUACAUGUCUGACCAUAGACUGUGUAUUAUUAUUUACAGCCUCACAUAUGGUACACAACCAAUCCUUAGGGAGAAACUGGAACAAGCUUUAUGAAAUGUUACUGUAUUAUGACUUGAAGAUGCAAACUGUGUCUCAUUAGAAGCUCCAACAGAUGGUGAGAGUCACUGAUUGAUCUAGAUUUGUACCAGCUAAUCCUUCUCUGUUAGUCUGAACUUUUUAGUUUCAUAUUUAGACGGCUACUCUUAACUGUCUUCUUCUCUGCUGCUGUUACGUGUUGUUGAUUUGCCUCCAGGGGGCGCUCUGGAUUGUUAUUGCUCCCUUAAGUGUUGGGUUUUAGACGGUCUGUGCAUUUACAGGAUGUCGUCCUGAUUUUAUUUCCCAGAGAAAACGGUACCAUUGUUUGUACAAUAUUCAGUAUUUAUAAAAAUCUGAUUCUACAGAAA
Molecule: messenger RNA, 4541 nt
Organism: Labrus bergylta (ballan wrasse)
Lineage: Eukaryota; Metazoa; Chordata; Actinopteri; Labriformes; Labridae
Source: RefSeq, a predicted model, not a curated record